AUGAGGGCGCUGGGACAGAACCCAACGCAGCAGGAGCUGAACGACCUGGUGAACGAGAUCGACACGAACGGCAACUCGCUGAUCGAGUUUUCCGAGUUUCUCACCAUGAUGGCAAGACAGAUCAAGGAGCAGGACGUGGAGGCCGAGAUCCUGGAGGCGUUCAAGGUGUUUGACAGCGACGGCGACGGCAAGAUUUCCCAGACAGAACUGGUCCGCGUGCUCACCACCAUCGGCGAGAGGCUCACCGAGGAGGAGGCCAGACAGAUGCUCCAGGCAGCCGACACAGACUCGGACGGCCAGAUCGACAUCGAGGAGUUCGCCAAGAUCCUGCUGCACCUGCGGCGGCAGGCGGCUGAUCACGCCGGCCAGCGCCGUCUCGACGCGUUCGACGAUCCGGAACGGCAGAUUCGUGAACCGUUUCAGGUAUCCGUAUCCGAGCGCAUAUCCGGCCAAAAUGGCAAACAAAUGGCCGAUGAAGCUCGAGCUCGGCACCAGCACGCCCACCACCAGCAGCAGGAUGAACGGGAUCAUCGUCGUGGGCACCGACACCGUGUAGAUCCGGGUGUUUUCCGCCGUCUGGGCCUGCAGAUAGUAGUAGUAGCUGAGCAUCGAGAAGCCCCAGCCGGACGCGCCGAGGACGCUCGUGGUGGGGAAAAAAAGCAUGCCACACAGGCAGUACGGCACGGCCACGCAGGUGGCCAGGAAGUUGAGCACGAUGGCCGUGUGGACAGUGCCGUGUUGCACCUCGAACUGGCACAGGGGGCCGUAGAGCGACACCAGGUUGAACAGCAGGUGGACGAAGUUCGUGUGCACGAGCGGGUACGUCGUCAGCCGGCUCAGCUCGAGGUUGUAGAGCGUCCAUGGCGUGAGCGACCACUUGUCGAUGAUGGCCGGGUUUGCGAUCGAGUAGAGGUACACGAGCACAAGAAACACGCACAGCCCGGUCGACAGCGCGGGCGCACGCUCGGAGGCGGCAAACAGCUGCCGGCCCUGGUCGGAAAUCUGCUGCAGUAG
This is a messenger RNA of Ogataea haglerorum, 1014 nucleotides long. RefSeq lists its product as uncharacterized. NCBI's taxonomy places the organism in Eukaryota, Fungi, Ascomycota, Pichiomycetes, Pichiales, Pichiaceae. Bases 1 to 1014 code for a protein of 337 amino acids. The transcript has 2 exons. Gene Ontology annotation, molecular function: calcium ion binding. The record is from RefSeq and is a predicted model, not a curated record. Gene Ontology annotation, cellular component: myosin II complex.